GCAAGCGUCCCCAGCAGUCACGAACACUUCCCGCUCAGGCGAAGCGGCAGCGCCCCCACGUCCCCCAACACCAAGCGUGGGGCGGGACGCACGCGCAGAAGCCGCCUCCUGACCGCGGCGCCUUCUGGGAGUUGUAGUAUGGGAGCCGAGGAAUCUCAUUUAUCUUAAAUAUGAGUUCCAACAGAGUCCAAAUGGCUUGAGUUGUUGGGAGUCAACUGCAGAGCUAGUCAAUCAACAGCUUUAUUUGACUUGUUGCUUAAAAGAAUAUUGGAGGACACUCUGGACCUGCUAUAGGAAGAAGCUAUUCCUCCUUUUAUGAUGGAUGAAAAAUGAAUACAGCUACAAGAUGAAUAAAUAGUCCAAUUAUAUUCAGGGUUCCCAGUGCCGAUUCCGACACUGUGAAGAGGCCCUUGGCAGUGACACUGUGUGCUCAUUAUGGAGAGAGGGAAAAUGUUUAGAUCCACUUUGCAGAUUUAGACACAUGGAAAUGCAGCAAAACUGCAGCAUUUCAUGCUUCUGGGAAACUCAACCUCUUGGUUGUGUGAAGAUCAGUUGUAUCUUUUAUCACAGCAAACCUCGCAAUAUCAAUGGAUUAUUUUUGCCACCAAGUAGCAAUAUCACACCACAGAAAGAAACUCAGGAAGGAAUUCCACCCCCGACCCAGAGUCAGGAACCCCUGAAACCUCAGGAGAAUAUAUCACGACCCAUUCACCAUCCUUUAGUUUUAAAAACUAACUUUGAGGAAGAAGAGGAGGAAGGAGAUGAACAAAAUGAUGCUUCUAGUUUAUGGACAAAGACUCCUGAAGAAAUUGAAGAAAAAAGAGCAAUAAAGGAGAUGUGUUAUAAAUCUGGUGAAUACUACAGAUUUCAUACUCCUCCAGAUAUUUCAUCAUCAAAAAGCAUAGCCUCUACAGCAGACAAAGAGUUAGAAAAGCCUUUGGAAAAUGGCAGUGAAUUGCAAGAAGGGGAUGGUCUUACAGUUCCAACAAAAUUUAGCCUAUUUGAAAGGCAAGGUGAGAUAAAAGCAUCAUUGGAUAGGAAACCAAGGACUGACAUUGCUGCUUUUGAAAAUGGAGGAGGUGACUGUUAUGUUCCACAGAGGAUCAUAUUUCUUGGAGUAGAUGAAAAUGAAGGUUUAACAGAAGAGAAGGAAAUCACCAUGUCAAAAUGUUCAAAUAGAAAAGACAAGGACAGUCCUCAUCCAAAGCGCUCCUUACCUACCCGACUAGUACCUACAACGCAUGUAUUAAAUGCUACUGAGAAUAUCAGUAUGAAGCGCAGAGAGGACCCCUCUUCAAUGAAUGAUGUCCAGCCAGUGAGGAAGCCUCACUUUAAAGGUGUGAAAAAAAGAAAAUGGAUUUAUGAUGAACCAAAGAAUUUUCCUGGCCCAGGAAUGCGGAGAGCAGUACAGGCCCCAAAUCCCAAAAAUAAAAUGAGUUACCAUCGCAAUAAUAAAAACAGAAAUGCUGAGAAUGCAUCCUAUAUCCACGUUCAGAGAGAUGCUAUCAGGACCGUCUCACUGAGUGCACCCCCCCGCAGCAGGCCCACAAAUGGGUCCUACAAUAAAGUCGAUGUUAACAAGGAACCCAAAUUCAGCCUCUGUCCAGAUAAAUAUAUGUCAACAUCAUAUAAUGGUUCAGCCUGGCGAAAAAGAAUUCCUUUUUCAAAAACAUAUUCAAAAACUGAAAAGAUAUAUACAGAGCCAAGAAGAAAUGGGAGCAAGUAAAUCUGGAGGUUGAGAGAAGAGGAAAAAUGAGAAAAGAGAAAAGUGCCAGAUAUCAUCUGAUUUACAAUCAAAAAUGAAAAUUCAAAGAAUGAGAUAUUUCAAGUACUCCAUACUAUAUACUGGGUAGCCAAAGAUGAUAAAAUGCAGAUUCUGAAAAUAAGAUGCAGGAAGUA
Molecule: messenger RNA, 1899 nt
Organism: Callorhinus ursinus (northern fur seal)
Lineage: Eukaryota; Metazoa; Chordata; Mammalia; Carnivora; Otariidae
Gene: ZC3H11D
Product: chromosome unknown C12orf50 homolog
Biological process (GO): poly(A)+ mRNA export from nucleus
Source: RefSeq, a predicted model, not a curated record